Vespa crabro (European hornet) is the source of this 1745-nucleotide messenger RNA. RefSeq lists its product as uncharacterized. The record is from RefSeq and is a predicted model, not a curated record. Lineage: Eukaryota; Metazoa; Arthropoda; Insecta; Hymenoptera; Vespidae. Bases 417 to 1322 code for a protein of 301 amino acids. The transcript is spliced from 5 exons.
AAUAUAAAUGUAAUCUACAUCUAUUAUUUCAGUUAUUAUUUAAAUAAUGACUAUUAUAAUUCCUCAAAAAUGGCAAUAUUCAAAGAUCGUAUAGAGCUUGCAUAGUACCAGCUGACAACAAUGGUCGUCAACAAAUACAUGUCAUUCCACAAACUGUCAUACAGUGUGUGGAAUGUAAGGAUCAAACAUAUGGAUAUAGCUUGUCCGAGCAUGUCGUGUUACGAUUAAAAAAUAUUUAAAAAUUCCUUUGAAUUUACAAUCUGUCAUAAAUGUUUACCUUUCGUUUCUUAUAAUUUAAUAAAUUUCAUUUUUAAUAAAAAUUAUUGUAAUUAGAAGAUUGUAUUUACAUCACAUUAAAAAAUUCAAUAAGAUUUCUGAUAGAUCUAUUAAUUGUUUUAGUGUUCCUCAAGUUUAUAAUGUCAGUAUCAAUUAAUACAGUAGAUAGUUUGGAUUAUUGUUAUUUUCCUAUUACGAAAUCUCGCAUUAAAUUACGAGUGAAAGCUAAUCAUGAUGCCAGAAUUUCUCUUAGAACUCAUUUGGGAGAUGAUUCAAAUGUAUAUGAAAUUAUUCUUGGUGGAUGGGGAAAUACCAUGUCGGCUAUAAGGAGAAAUAAUGUAGAACCAGAUGUAGCUGAAGCAGAAACUAUAGAUAUAUGUGGAGAUAAUUGUUAUAUUUGGAUACAGUGGUCUUGUGAUGGUAUGUUAAGCGUAGGUCGAGAGGAUAUAGAAUGUGAAACUUUAAUGACAUUUAAAGAUAGAAAUCCAUUUGUUAUCAAUUAUAUAGGAUUUAGUACAGCUUGGGGUGCGACAGGAGAAUGGACUAUAAUGAAUGAAUACAAAUUUACAUCACUUGCUAUCAGACAACAACUUGCCGAUACAUGUCAUUUAUGGUUUGACUUUAACAACACAUUAAGUUUUCCGCAAAAUGCAGCUAUGGCUUCUGAAGACGGAUUAUAUAUCGGACGUGCACAUCAUAAAGAUUCUGUAACACCUGGUGGUAUAAAGGAUAAUGUUUGUACUUUAGCAUGGGGAGGAACAACUCAUGACAAAAAAGAAUUUCAAGUGUUAUGCAUUAAAGACAUUGACUGGGUAAAAUCAUGGGAGGGUAGUGUUCCUUUGUAUGCUCUUCCUGCUGGUGAAACAGAAGAUGGUUAUGCUCUUUUUAUUGGUAGAGUUUUACAUGAAGGAGUGUAUUAUGUAGGAAAAAUACAACCAAAUCAUCAAGUAUGCUAUAUACCAGUUAAUGGACAAGAAAUGCCUUGUUUGGAAUACGAGACCUUGGUAAUACAUAAUUACAAUACCAUGGAACAUAUAGGAAGAUAAAUACUUGUUAAAUAUGGAAGAUAUUCAUUUACAUCGACUGUAUAAUAUAUUUUGUGCAUUCUAUACCUCAGUACUAUAAAAUGUUUGUAAAUGAAUAUAGAAAUUAGGAAAAUUAUAAUAAGCUAUAUGUUAUGUCAUAAUUUAUAAUUACAUAAUCUAGAUAUUCAUAUAUUUCUUAAUAUCUUUCUGCUAUAAGCUGCAAAUUUAUUAAACAAAAAAUAUAUCGCUAUUGGAAUGAUAAAUGCGAAUAUGAUGCUCUGUGAUCGUAAUAUUCUGUAAACUGUUCGUACCUUAUAUGGUGAUAGUAAUUUGUUUUGGACUGAUAAUGAUAAAAUGCUAAUUAUUUUUAGGAUUAUAUAUAUGUAUGUAUGUAUGUAUGUAUGUAUAGUAGAUAAGUAAAAAAGCGAAUGUUAUAAAAAGAGA